This is a messenger RNA of Penicillium roqueforti, 1911 nucleotides long. RefSeq lists its product as uncharacterized. Bases 1 to 1911 code for a protein of 636 amino acids. The record is from RefSeq and is a predicted model, not a curated record. NCBI's taxonomy places the organism in Eukaryota, Fungi, Ascomycota, Eurotiomycetes, Eurotiales, Aspergillaceae. The transcript has 17 exons.
AUGGUUCAUACGGAAAUUCCGGUGAUCGAAAUUGAUGAGCCGCUAUUCGAUGUUCUUCCUAAACUGUUCAACUUCAUCAGCAUGGCCGUGGGUGAUAUGGCCUACACGUUUGAGCAAAUGCUGUACGGAGCCCAAGGACACCGUCUUAGACAACUGGUCCAUGCUUUGGCAGAUGAUACUCACAACCCUUAUAUCAUUGUGGCAUUGAUGAUUUUGAAAUGGGACUUCACCACCGCCACCGAGGAUGACUGGGGACUUAAUGAGAGCCGUGGUGCAGCCUGCGAAUUUGUUGCCUGGCAAUUCCUGUGUCACCUGAACCAGCGCGAGACAAUUGAGUUUCUGCUGGAAGAGCUACCAAUACCGCGGCGCGGUUCGACAAAUACCCUUGGUUCCGAAGCAGGUAGCCCUGCCCUGGCAUCUAUCCAAGGUAGACAAGAGGAAAGUGAGACCACUCCUCUCUUGCCAAAGUCCUCUUCUUUUUAUCGCCUUUUUAGCAGCAGGAGGGUCACAGAGACUCGGUUAUCUGGAGCUUCACAAGAUACAUACCAAGAGGAAACCUAUGCCGCCCAGAGAUAUUCCCGGUUUUUUGGAUUGAAUGCACUUGAGAUUGCGACAAUUGCCAAUGCAAAGACAUUUCUGAGCCAAAAAGUUGUUCAAAAAGUGGUCGAUGGUAUUUGGAAGGGUGAAAUCGUUUUCUGGGGUUCUCUGACGGUCAAUUCAACCAAGAAACCUCAUAUUUUCAACGCAAGAACGGCUGAUCCGUAUUCACGCCUGAGAGUCCCUCUGUAUCGGAAAAUCUUUGAAGCAGCAUUCUUCAUGUCUUUCCUCUUUCUCUACUACGCAGUACUGAUAGAGAGGAGACAAGAUGCCGUUGGCGUCUUCGAGGCAGUGAUGUAUGUGUGGAUCGUCGCUUUUGCGUAUGACGAAUUGAGUGGGAUCAUUGAUGCCGGAGUCAUUUUCUACCAAAUGGACUUCUGGAGCCUCUGGAACGUGAGCAUAAUUGGUGUUGGGAUCGCAUUUGUCGUAACAAGGGUUAUCGGGCUAACCAAGGGCGACAACGACAUCAUUGAGCUCUCAUUCGACAUUCUUUCCUUGGAGGCUCUGUUUCUUGUACCAAGGAUCUGUUCGCUUGUGAGCUUGAAUUCAUACUUCGGCAGUCUAAUACCGGUGUUGAAAGAGAUGACAAAAGCAUUCUUCAGGUUUUUCCCCGUGGUGGUAGUACUGUAUAUUGGUUUCUUGACCACAUUCACAAUGCUUGCCCGUGACCGCUUGUCUCUCAGUACAAUGUCACAUUUGUUAGUGAAAGUGUUCUUUGGAUCGAGUGUUCUUGGAUUAGACACCGCGUCUGAAAUCUCCCCCAUCUUCGGCUAUGGCUUGAUGCUUACUUUCGCCUUGAUGACCAAUACCCUCAUUCUUUCAUCUUUGAUUAGUUUGAUGAGCAUGAGCCUCGAAGGGGUGAUGCGCCAUGCUCGAGAAGAAUAUCUUUUUCAGUUGGCCAUUUAUGUGCUAGAAAGCAGCAACUCUCGGCGACUGACAUACUUCAUGCCACCCCUGAAUCUUAUUCCCCUCCUCUGUAUCCGCCCCAUGCGGCUUUUUCUCUCUGCCGGAACGGUUCGUCGCGUACGCAUUGUCCUGCUUCGAGCCACUCACCUCCCGUUUGUCGCGUUGAUAUGGGCUUCUGCUCAUGAAUUGUUGAUCAACUCCAUCACCCGAUUCCGGACUUCGUCAGAAAAUACUACAUUCCCCACCGUCUCAGGGCUGUGCUCUUGGUCGACAGGCCCCUCGACCAAUGCACCUCGCCAAGCCGAACCAGAGACUCGGGCUCUGGUGCUGUUUCUGUAUGGCUACUCCCUGCAUGGGACACGUCUCGGUUGGGCAGACCAGCCCAACGGUGGUCAAAUGGAUGGUUAG